Messenger RNA from Vitrella brassicaformis, 1598 nucleotides. Lineage: Eukaryota; Vitrellaceae. The record is from the annotation of a GenBank genome assembly.
GUUUUUCAAGACAGCCAGCCUCCUGUGAAUAUGUGUGCAUUGGUACGUACGUGUCAUCCGUCCCAUCCUUCAGUGUGUGCACUUGACGUCGAGUGUGCGGCGCUGCUGCUACUGAAUGCACGUCCACUGAGUCUCAGCGGACGGCGAUUCCGUCGCAGCGGCACGCCAUGCCCGACGUCAAAGGCACACAACGUGCAGAGCAGUCGUGUGCUACUGCUUGAGUAAAGGGUAUUUUUAGCCGUCUGUGUGUCUGUCUAUAUGGGACGGAUUUGCUCGCGAGUGAUUCACGUGGAUUAUGCCCCCGAAACGGAGUAUGUUUACGCAUGUGAACAAGCGAUCCGCCGACCCAGCGGAUCACAUGGCGUCCCCGCCGGCUUCUCAGGCCCGGCGGUCGUCCAUAGGCGCAAAUAGCUGUGGGAUUUGCUGCGAGGAGUACUCCGUCGACGGCGCACACCAGCCGCAGAUGCUCAAAUGCGGUCAGGGAAGAUGCGUGAGAACAUGGAGGCAAAGCUGACCAUGUUUCCUCGUGCGUGCAGGCCACACCUUCUGCAAAGAGGUGGGAUGGAUGGAUGGAUGGACGGACGGAUGGCAAAGAGAUCUCUGUGUGUCCUCUCAUGUUGUCUUCCUCAGUGUGUGGAUCAGCUGGUCAAGAGCCAUCGUCAUGGUCUGCCUAGCGCCACAUGCCCCACAUGCAGGUCAGCCAACGUCUCACGGAUCCACACGCACACACCACUCCAUGUAUCAAUGGCAUCGUGCAUCUGCACAGGAAGGAGACCCCCGCUUCAGAUCUCGUCAAGAACUACGCCGUCAUCAAAAUGCUCGAGGCCGACCGUGCGCGCCACGACAGGGAGAGGGAGCGGAGGAAGAAGCUGCAGGAGCAGCUCGACGCACUCAAGCGGCAGGUGGCCGAGGAGAAGAUCCAGCGGGCACAAACGUGUGUGUGCGCGCGUGUGUGUGUAUGGCACCUGUUACCGCCCAUCGAUCUGUUUGAGUACUUCAUAGUGGACCUCGAAAGAGUACACACUGAAAUUACGCCAAACCUGCUACGUGUUCAGGUCACGCGCAUACACAUGCACCACAUCACCCACACACAUGCAGUCACGGUGGAUGGGUUCCUUACGCAUUGGUGUGCCUCAGCGAGUGACGUCUGACUCAUCAACGGGGCCCAGCGUGUUUGGCGAACAGCACAUACGUCUAGCUGAUGAAAGGAUGAGUGCAUUCAUCCAUCCGUCCAGCCACCCAUCCACCCAUCCACCCAUCCACACAGACAAACAUCCACCCCCCUCCCUCUCUGCACGGACGCCCGCUCCGACGCUGCUGUGCAAAGGCUCGAGACACCACUCAGGAACAGGUCCAUGAAGCUCAUCUACCGGUGGGCAGUCGACAACGUGGUGUAGGCGCAGCCAAUGACUGACAUGUUUGUCUCUUCUCUCUGUGUGUGGGGGGUGGGGUGUGGACACAGUGCGAGUCGUGAUGGGUGGGGGUAUCGUGACCUGGUGGCCAAGGUCGGCGCCAGGAGGAGCGGCGGGUACGUCUUCCUCAUGUGCAAGAACCAGUACCAGUUCGGCGUCUGUCUGCCCGAUGGCGACCUCAAGUAG